UCUUCCCUCUCACCACCGUCGCCAUGCACAGAUCUGAACUUUUUAUUUAUUUUUUCUUUUUCGUUAAAUAGAUUUCAUCUGAUUCUAUAAAUUUUUCGUAUUUUUUUAUAAUUCAAGUUUCCAUGCUCAAAAUUUUGAAUUUUUAAUUAACCCUUAAUUUGGGAAUUGAUUCCUAAUCAUAGGGUUAGUGGGAGGCUAGUUUUAAUUCAAAUUAAUUGUAAAGACUGAACCCAAAACGUAGACCUUUUUGCUUAAUUUGAUUGUACCAAGUAUUUCUCAUGGGAUAAAUCCAAGUUUUUUUUUUUUAAAUGCCAUUUUGAAUUUUUUUUGGGGGAUGUGAAAAUAUCUAGUCUGGUUCAUUUGUGAGAUUGUGUUAGCAUGUCCUGCAGAAGUAGCUAGUCCUUUUUAUUUAAAAUUUACCCCCACAUUAAUUCUUUGAACAUGGUUGUUUGGUUUGUUAGUUGUUUUUAUAUUGUUGAAUGCUAUCUAAGUUUUGAAGUUUUUUCUUUUUUAAUCACUUAUUCAUAUUUUUAUGACCUCUGUGUUGUAACUUGUGAACCUUUGCAGAGUAUUUAGCUUCUUGCAAAAGCUUUUAAUUCUGAUUUAGAAGCUGCUAUCAAGAAUUUGCUGUGAUGGCUGGCCAAAGGAGUACUUAUGGUAAGCGCCCCCACUUUAAAUCUGACUAUGAUAAUGGAAGUAAUAAAAGGAGGAAUUCAGGUGAUGAUAGAGAGCAGUUUGUGAUUGAUUCAGAAGAUACUGUGUAUCGUUUUUUGUGCCCUGCUAGAAAGAUUGGCAGUGUUAUUGGUAGGGGAGGUGAGAUUGUUAAGCAACUGAGGAUAGAAACUAAGGCCAAGAUUAGGAUUGGUGAGACUGUGCCUGGAAGUGAAGAGCGUGUUAUUACUAUCUACAGCUCAAGUGAUAAGACUAAUGCUGUUGAGGAUGGUGGCAAUUAUGUAUCACCUGCUGAGGAUGCUUUGUUUAAGGUGCAUGACAGAGUGGUUGCUGAAGACUUACAUGUUGAUGAGGAUGAUGAUGGGGUUCACCAAGUGAAUGCUAGGCUGCUAGUACCAUCUGAUCAGAUUGGUUGUGUUAUUGGAAAAGGUGGCCAGAUAGUUCAGAGCAUACGUAGUGACACCGGGGCGCAGAUUCGUAUACUUAAGGAUGAACAUUUACUCUCAUGUGCCUUGAGCUCUGAUGAACUUGUGCAGAUUUCUGGAGAUGCUGCAGUGGUGAAGAAGGCUCUGUAUCAAAUUGCAUCUAGACUUCAUGAUAACCCUUCACGGUCUCAGCAUCUGCUUACUUCUGCUGUUCCCAGUGUAUACCCUGCCGGUGGUUCACUCAUGGGUCCAACUCCAGGAGCUCCAAUUAUGGGGAUAGCUCCUCUUGUCGGUGCUUAUGGGGGAUAUAAAGGUGACGGUGGUGACUGGCCACGGUCCUUCUACUCACAUCCAAGGGAUGAAGCAUCUUCAAAGGAGUUUUCAGUUCGAUUGGUUUGUCCAACAGGAAACAUUGGAGGCGUAAUAGGAAAAGGUGGUGCUAUAAUAAAUCAAAUUAGGCAGGAUUCUGGUGCAACAAUCAAAGUUGAUAGUUCAGCAACAGAAGGAGAUGAAUGCUUAAUAACCAUUUCAACAAAAGAGGUCUUUGAAGACACUUUCUCUCCAACAAUAGAAGCAGCUGUGCGUUUGCAACCCCGAUGCAGUGAGAAAGUUGAAAGAGAUUCAGGAAUCAUCUCAUUCACUACCUGUCUGAUGGUGUCAACCUCCCGAAUUGGUUGCCUUAUUGGUAAAGGAGGAUCUAUCAUAACUGAGAUGAGGAGGCUUACCAAAGCUAACAUUCGCAUUCUGUCAAAGGAAAAUCUUCCCAAAAUUGCAUCUGAAGAUGAUGAAAUGGUGCAGAUUUCAGGAGAACUUGAUGUUGCCAAGGAUGCUCUUGUGCAUGUGCUUACACGGUUGAGAGCAAAUCUUUUUGAUAGGGAGGGUGCUGUCUCUGCAUUCCUUCCAGUUCUGCCUUAUCUUCCUGUUUCAGCUGAUGGAUCAGAUGGUCUAAACUAUGAGAGUAGAGAUGGUAAAAGACAUGGACGCGGGCAUUCAUAUUCAAGUGCGCAUGGAGGCUCAAGUGAUUUUUCAGCCGGUGAUGCUUACGAAAGCUAUGGAGGUUCACAGCUUGGUGGUAGCAGCGCUUAUGGGGCUUAUGGAAGUUAUUCUUUGGGACGAACUAGUACUGCUGGGUUGUCUAGUCAGAACAGUAUUUCUAGGAGGAGAAACCAUGCUUACUAAACUUGAUGGAUCUCUACAGGUAGAUUACAAUUUUCAUUAACUCUUUUAUCUUCCAUCAACGAACUUCCUAUACUGUAGGCUAGUCACAUUAGUAUACAAGAGAUUGAUGUCUUAACCUGACCAGUGUCCCGUUUAGAAUUCUGAUACUCUUAUUUUCCCUUUGUUCCCUUUCCCUUACCAUCCAAACAGCUGAGAUCUGUGAAGCCCUCGCAGCCUGCCUACUGCCUAAACCAGAAGACAAGAUGAACCAGGGUUUGACAAACUUAUGGCCCACCUUGACGCUUCUACUUAGGGGACCAAACUUAUGUGGAGACUAUUGAAAUUGGCCAUGUCCACUUUUCCUUAAUUCCCAAGCUUGAUCACUUGUGCUCCCAAGAACCUAUAAAGCUGGCUUGCCUUUGUUUCUGCUUUUAUUUAUUCUGGUUCAUUUGUCCUUAGAACUAAAAAACACCAUGUAGCUACCAUCAUCCAGCAGUUGUAUACAUGUAUUACUGUUUUUGGGUUUUAUUUUCUCAUAGUUCAUUGUCAAACGCAGUAUGAGAUUUUGUGGUUAUUUGAAUUUCAUGUUCUUGAUUCCUGCUAAGUUGACCUUAUAUAUCAAAAUUUGGUGGAGUUUUGGUGUCAUCUGUAUUGCAGGUGCCACUAUUUACACAUAAUAUAUCAUCCAUCAUAAGCAGGUAAAAACGUGUUGCAUUAUUUCACUCUGAAAAUUCAUACUUAUGGAUAUUGUUUUGAGUAACUUACCACGACUACACCUUUCAGUUAAAGGUAUGAAAAUGUUUUUGGUUAUGCUGUUAAUUGUAAUACUGAACCUCAUAGUCAAAAACUAGUUUGAUGAAGGCAAUCCAUUGGAAGACAUGCAUGAUCUAUGGUGAUUCAGAAAUAGUAUAUCUCUUGUUGCUAGUCUCUCUUCUCAUUUUGCCAAUAUGAUGCAUGCUUUGAUAUUUCAAUUAUUGAUGCAUUGCAUGGCUUUCGUUUGAGCUUAACUAGCAUUCAGCUGCAUUGAAUCAUUUUUAGUUUUAAUUUUAACUUAAUUUUUUUUAUAUAUAUUUAUUUUGAUUGCUUGGGUAGCAACUAUAUUCUAGUAGUUCUACUUACUAAAAGUUGGCUUACAAAAGAGAACACAUAUGUUGUUAGGCCAUUGGAUCACCUGGACAGGUCAUUGAUUUUGAGUCUUUUGAUAUACUAUCAGUGAUCCAAUGGCCCUGUUCCAAAGGUUUGCCUAAUGUUACUCCUAUUAUACUGUUCUCAACUACUUGUCUGAAAACCUUGGUCCAAGGACUGUAUUGGCUAAAUUUCUUUUGGGGGUUAGGUGCCAAUGUAAACAUGCCACUUUGAUGAUUCCUGGAGAUACUGUGGAUAAAUUGGAAUUCAGUGGCUAAUGUGGUAUUAUUUUAAGAUUGUUUUUUGCUGAUUUAUAAUCUUAACCGCAUGCAACUUGAUUUCUUCUGUGGAACUCAUUUGGCAGGCCCUAUUAGGUAUAAUAAUUUUUGUUGGGAACUGGUGAUGAUUCCGUUCUUACUGGUGCGAAAACAUCAUAACUAAAUCUGCUUUAUGAUUUUUUUUUUCCUCAAUAUUGUUUUAUUAUUAAUUUUUGGUAGCUUGUUAUAUUUCAUCGAUCAGCAAAAUAUUGUACUAAAGAAAUCAUUUUGUAGAUAUUUUGCUACAUUCAGCAU
Molecule: messenger RNA, 3952 nt
Organism: Gastrolobium bilobum
Lineage: Eukaryota; Viridiplantae; Streptophyta; Magnoliopsida; Fabales; Fabaceae
Product: KH domain-containing protein At4g18375-like
Exons: 6
Coding region: 633-2276 (547 amino acids)
Biological process (GO): regulation of gene expression
Cellular component (GO): cytoplasm; nucleus
Molecular function (GO): mRNA binding
Source: RefSeq, a predicted model, not a curated record